This is a messenger RNA of Cylicocyclus nassatus, 1125 nucleotides long. The record is from the annotation of a GenBank genome assembly. Lineage: Eukaryota; Metazoa; Nematoda; Chromadorea; Rhabditida; Strongylidae.
AUGCACUGUAGGCGUUACCGAUAUAAGAGUAAAUCACUUUGUGGUAAACGGCGUUACUAUAUCAUUCCAGCUUACGCAGUCGGAGGCGGCUACGUUGUUAGACACACCGCUGUUGUAUCCGCCCCUUGCGUAGGGCCGCCCCCAUAUGUUGCUCCAUCGCCAAUUCCACCUCCACCUCCUCUUCCACCACCACUUCCACCACCGCUUCCUCCUCCACUACCACCACCACCUCCUCCUCCACCUCCUCUUCCACCUCCAUGUCCAACGUAUGUCGUUCCACCGCCACCUCCACCUCCACCUCCUCCUCCUCCUCCACCUCCAACAUAUGUCGCUCCGUCGCCACCCCAGUCGUACGUUGCUCCUUCAACGUACGUCGCACCUCCGCCAGCAGAGUACGUUGCACAGUUGCCGCCGCAGACGUACGUUGCUGUUCCAUCGUACGUCGCACCCCCACCAUCGAAGUACGUCGCACCACCGCCGCCGCCGCCGCAGCCGCCACAGUCGUACGUCGCACCACCUCCACCGGCGCCACCACCAGUGGAGCCGCCACCACCGCCGCCACAGUCGUACGUCGCUCCACCGGCGCCACCGCCGCCACCGGCACCAACGCAGCCAUACGUUCCUCCAUUAUCUCCACCAGAACCUCCAGUACCUCCGCCAGUUCCACCACAACCUUAUGCGCCAUCACAGCCAAGCUACGGAGAAAGCCCUCUUUGCGCUGGUGUCCGGCCAUCUCUCUGUGAAGAAGGAGGCCGAGCUCCCUUUAUGCAAGGGAAAAACGAUGGAGGACCGUCCUUAAAUAAUAAUGGAAAUGGCGAUUUUUCUGUCAGUGGUAAUGGCAAUAAUAAUGGAAAUGGUAACGGCGGCCAAAUAGAAGUGUUCGGUCCUAGGGGUAUGCCCGGCUCCAGUAACAUCGAGCCAAUGAAAGCUAUGUCAGUUGGUCGCACGAACUCAAAAAGUAUGGUUAGAAGAACAGUACACGAUUCCCAAGUACAUUCAGCUGACAUGCGUCCUCGUGUUGAUUCAGAGACUGGCAACGAGAAUAUCUCCAUUGUGAGAAGGACGGCGAACAGGAUGAUGAGAGGGUCAUUGAAGCACAGGACAGCUCGUAGUGGACAUUCAUAA